CUCUAAUACACCUCUAUCACCAAGUGUUCAUACUAUAUUUUCUCUCCCUGAUCUUCUGCUUAUUUGCUUCCAUUUUAUAACACGUUAUCAGCAUGAAUUUGCUCCAAAUUCCGAAAAUCAUCAUCUUCCAAGCAGAUGGAGCGUGGUAGACAUUCUGUAGAUGUGGGUAAUCUCCAACGCAACCGCAAGAGGGAGAUUGCAUCGACUCGAUCUACUUCACGCAAAGGCAAAGGUAAAGCGCGGACCGAGUCUUCUUUUCAAAGUCGAGAUGAUUUUGAAACGGAUUACCAACGGCGAGAUGAUAUGAUGAUGUCCGACGAGCAACUACAACACCUAUUGUCCCAAAAUGAUCCACGUUUUGCACAAGAACAACAAUUCCCGACAACCAUCGAUGAAGAGGAGCUCGAGGAUUACGAUGCGGAGGAGGACGCGGGGGGCGACGGGACUCCGGAUGAUGAGCAAGAGUUGGAGGACGAG
Molecule: messenger RNA, 477 nt
Organism: Cuscuta europaea
Lineage: Eukaryota; Viridiplantae; Streptophyta; Magnoliopsida; Solanales; Convolvulaceae
Source: the annotation of a GenBank genome assembly